UUAUUGUUGUUGUUUUGAGUGCCUUUAAAUUGAAAUUUUUAAACUUUCUUUAGAUAAUUCGCAAAACUUUGGCUGCAAAAAAACGGAUAAUUCAUCAAAACACUCAAGCGGUUUGUUAUAAAUCAUAGAAUGCCGCCAACAAUUAAUAGUGCCGCAAUUCCAGCUGACAAAAGGGCGCAAAGGCCUGCAGAGAAGAAAUCUGAUCUAAUAUGCCGGAUUAAAUAUGGCAAUAAUUUGCCGGAUAUACCAUCCGAUUUGAAAUUUUUGCAAUAUCCAUUCGAUAGUCAUCGUUUCGUCCAAUAUAAUCCGACUUCACUGGAGCGAAAUUAUAAAUACGAAGUAUUAACUGAACACGAUUUAGGUGUGACCAUCGAUUUGAUUAAUCGUGAUUUAUAUCAAGCUGAUCCGUAUGCUCAAUUGGAUCCAGCUGAUGAGAAAUUGUUGGAAGAAGACGUUCAUACACCUCAUGAUUCAGUUCGAUCUAGGCAACAUUCGCGCAGUGUUUCUUGGUUGCGCAAAUCUGAAUACAUUUCCACCGAGCAGACUCGCUUUCAGCCUCAGAAUCUUGAGAACAUUGAGGCCAAAGUGGGUUAUAAUGUGAAAAAAUCUCUACGUGAGGAAACUUUGUAUUUAGAUCGCGAAGCUCAAAUUAAGGCGAUUGAGAAAACCUUUAGCGAUACGAAGAAUGAAAUUAGUAAACAUUAUUCUAAGCCGAAUGUGGUGCCCGUAGAAGUCUUGUCAGUAUAUCCAGAUUUCAACAAUUGGAAGUAUCCUUGCGCUCAGGUCAUUUUCGACAGUGAUCCGGCAACAGUGGGCAAAAAUGUACCCGCACAGUUGGAAGAAAUGUCUCAAGCAAUGAUUCGCGGUGUUAUGGAUGAGAGUGGAGAACAAUUUGUUGCUUACUUUUUACCAACGGAAGUCACUUUGGAAAAGAGACGUUCAGAUUUUGCUGAGCAGAUGCUCUAUAAAGACGAUGAAGAAUAUGAAUAUAAGAUUGCUCGCGAAUAUAAUUGGAAUGUAAAGAGUAAAGCUUCCAAGGGUUAUGAAGAAAACUAUUUCUUCGUAAUGCGUCCUGAUGGCGUAUUCUAUAAUGAGCUUGAGACUCGAGUACGUCUGAAUAAAAGGCGUAUGAAAGUUGGUCAACAGCCAAGCAAUACGAAAUUAGUAGUAAAGCAUCGCCCAUUGGACGCCAAUGAACAUCGCAUGCAACGUUAUCGGGAACGGCAGUUGGAACCAGCCGGUGAUGAAGAUGAAGAAGAGGAAGAAAUGGUAGUUGAUGGGGAUGGGGUGGAAGAAGAGCAACCACAAGAGUUACAAGAGGACGAUAACGAUAAACCUAAGCCGUCGGAUGUAGAAGAAAAAUCUAGAGAUCGAAAGUCGCGUUCUCGUUCCAAGUCUCAUGCCAAAUCGCAAUCCCGUUCACGCUCUCGUUCAGGUUCAAGAUCGGGAUCUGAUUCAAGAUCUGGAUCGGCUUCGGGCGAUUCCAGGGCGUCUUCCAGAUCACGGUCCCGUUCGAAAUCGGGCUCACGCAGCCACAGUCCCAGUCGCAGUCGUUCGCGCUCGAAAUCUGUUUCACGUUCCCGCUCUCGCUCACCUUCGAAAAGUCGUUCACGUUCGGCGAGUCCGGCCAGUAAUGCAGGCGCUUCCGAAAAGUCUGGUUCACGUUCACCCACAGCUUCAAGAACAUCACGUUCACGUUCUCACUCGAAAAGCGUUUCUCGGUCGCGCUCUCGCAGCGGAUCUGGUUCACGUUCCGCAACACGAUCACGAAGCCGCAGCCCAAGCGGCUCAGGAAGUGGCUCUGCCUCUUCGAGUGGUUCAGAAGACGAUUAAUUUGUUAUUUGAAUAAAUGGAAUUUUUAAUUUUCUCCCCAAAAAGGAUUUAAAAAAAAAAAAAACAA
Molecule: messenger RNA, 1900 nt
Organism: Glossina fuscipes
Lineage: Eukaryota; Metazoa; Arthropoda; Insecta; Diptera; Glossinidae
Gene: atms
Product: RNA polymerase II-associated factor 1 homolog
Exons: 2
Coding region: 130-1833 (567 amino acids)
Biological process (GO): transcription elongation by RNA polymerase II
Cellular component (GO): Cdc73/Paf1 complex
Molecular function (GO): chromatin binding; RNA polymerase II complex binding
Source: RefSeq, a predicted model, not a curated record